Colletotrichum siamense is the source of this 1098-nucleotide messenger RNA. RefSeq lists its product as uncharacterized. The record is from RefSeq and is a predicted model, not a curated record. NCBI's taxonomy places the organism in Eukaryota, Fungi, Ascomycota, Sordariomycetes, Glomerellales, Glomerellaceae. The coding region runs from base 1 to 1098 and encodes 365 amino acids. The transcript is spliced from 2 exons.
AUGUCCGCUAACGGGAGGCCAUGGCACUGGCUGAAGGCAUCCAUGGAAGCGCCGGAUGCCUUUAUCAUGGACCCUCACGGCGACUUACGCCUGCGAAUCACCGCCGGCAGCAGCAAUGGCGACGAGAAAGACCACGAUCAAGAGACAACUUCCGAGAACGAAAUCAACACGGACGAUUCGAUUGAAGAGGAUCAUCAGUUCCUCGUCUGCUCCAGGACACUGGCCCGAUCCUCUUCCGUUUUCGACAAGAUGCUUUUCGGUCCCUUCGCCGAGGGACAAUGCGGCAGCGACAGGACAAUCGACCUCGACGACGCCAUUGAGCCCAUGUUUUAUGUGCUCUCCAUUAUGCACUGCCAAUGGGCACGUGUCCCGAGACGCCCUACCUUCGAGGAGCUCUUCGAUCUGUUGGUCUUUACCAACAAGUACGAUAUGACGGGCAUCCUUCGUCCUUGGGUCAACAGGUGGAUGCCUCCAUUCGAAAGGAUCGCUGGAUAUAGCGACAUGUCGAAAAUGGCGUGGAUUGCUUGGGAGAUUGGUGCCGAGAAGAUCUUCGCCAGGGCUAUCAACAAGGCUGUACUUCAGAGUCGUGUGAAUGAAGAAGGCGAGGUGUUGAAUGCCGAUGGCGAGCUGAUGAAGACGAAUGUCCAUGCUGAUUUAGCUGGCAUCAUAGAUCUCAUUGCCCGAGGCAGAAAGGAUAUCGUAUCCCGUGUUCUUGAACCUCUGCAGCAGUACGCCAAGGACAUUUUGGAAAUGGGGGCAUGCUCCGUCAUCACCGGUGACCCCGAAGAAGCCGACAAGUGCGACACCACCAUGAUGGGCUCCAUGGUUAUUGGUCUCAGCACAGCGGGAAUCGGUGCUGGCCCACUGGUCUCGGGGCGAGAUCUUGUCUACUUAGGAAAUGCUCGUGAACUGCUCAAUGCGCUCGGCGAAAUGUACAAUCCAACCUACAGUUUUCAUCCGUGCGAUCCGAUUGGAGAUGCUCGUGCCCUGGCAUACAACAUUGUCAACGUCGAUCUAAUGCCCUCGCCGGUAACUAAGAACCAGCGGGAGCGUCUUGAAAAGCGGGCCAGAAUCAGUGGUUGGACGCGCGAGGACUGA